ACCACCCUCAGUCACAUGACCGCCGAGUGCGGGGGCAGGAAGUUUAGCUGGGGGAGGUGUCCGCUCAGUCUGAAGAAGCAACAGGCAGGGAGAGGCAGCAGUGCAGGAGAGGCGCAGCAGAGACACGGCAGCAAGAUGACGGUGGAAGGAGGGAUGAAGUGUGUCAAGUAUCUCGUCUUCAUAUUCAACUUCUUGUUCUGGAUUUGUGGUUGCGCUCUCAUAGCGCUGGGAAUCUACGUGUUUGUCCAAGUGUACAGACCACAAGUACUUCCUAAUGCCUCCAUAUCUGGUCCGCCUAUUGUCAUCAUUGCAGUGGGGGUCGUCAUCUUCCUAAUCUCCUUCUUUGGCUGCUGUGGCGCUGCAAAAGAGAACUACUGCAUGGUCACCACGUUUGCAGUUUUGCUGGUUUUGAUAUUCCUGGUGGAAAUAGCAGCUGCAAUCGCCGGAUACGUUUACAGGAAUCAGAUACAGAAUGCAUUCACAGACUCCAUCAAAGAUGAUUUAAAGAAGUACAACUCGACUGCGGAUGUACGUAAAGCAGUCGAUGACCUGCAGAGAGAUUUAAAGUGCUGUGGUGCCGACAACUAUACCGACUGGUACGACGUUGACCCCUUUAAAGGUGGACAAAGGUUGCCUGACUCUUGCUGCAAUGUGUCUUCUACAGAGUGUGGCAGGAACCUGACCAACGUUUACACUGAUGGUUGUGUGCGCAAACUAGAAGACCUUCUUAGGAAAAACAUAGCCAUUGUAGCUGGAGUUGCUUUGGGUAUUGCAUUCUUUGAGAUCCUGGGAAUCAUCUUUGCCUGCUGUCUAAUGAAGGGAAUCCGCAGCGGCUAUGAAGUGAUGUGACCCGCUCCGCUGUAGCCGAUCAUGCCGCAAUGUCACUUCCUCUGUUGCCGCAUUAAGAUACACACUGGCAUAUGCUCUAUUUGCAUGGUCUUCAGCUUGUCUGCCGAUGCCACAGUGUAGCUUGACGAGGCAAAGUGUGUUAUUGCCUGUGUGAAUUAAAUAUAUUCUGUAUCACUAGUUGUUUUUUAUGUGUUUGAGGAAAACCUGUAGCUGUUACUCUACUAGUACUCAUAUCGUCCAUGUAUACUACAGACGUGCCUGAAAGCUGUAGUAAAGAAGCAGAUUUAUUUUUUUCCUCUUGUUUAGAAGCUUUACCAUUCUUGUAUGAUACAUUUUACUGGGGGGAAAAAAUCAUAGGAAAAAAAAUGGGAAAAGACGGUAACAUUCCUUCAGUGCCUUAAUGCAAUAUUUUUGCCUUUGCAUAUAAGUGUCAGUGCAAAAGAAAUGUAAAAAGUGUAUGUAAGCUGUGCCAUAAGUGAUGCCAAGGGGUAAUGUCCAGUAAUUUUUGCUAAGCAGCAUGUGCUUUGUCGUACUUUCCAUUUCUAUGAACAGAAAUAAUUUUUUAAUGCCAAGAUUAAAGUGACUAGAACGGCA
Bufo gargarizans (Asiatic toad) is the source of this 1443-nucleotide messenger RNA. RefSeq names its product CD63 molecule (gene CD63). The coding region runs from base 16 to 849 and encodes 277 amino acids. Gene Ontology annotation, cellular component: membrane. Lineage: Eukaryota; Metazoa; Chordata; Amphibia; Anura; Bufonidae. The record is from RefSeq and is a predicted model, not a curated record. The transcript has 8 exons.